Molecule: messenger RNA, 2236 nt
Organism: Lytechinus variegatus (green sea urchin)
Lineage: Eukaryota; Metazoa; Echinodermata; Echinoidea; Temnopleuroida; Toxopneustidae
Product: tRNA N(3)-methylcytidine methyltransferase METTL6-like
Exons: 6
Coding region: 54-893 (279 amino acids)
Source: RefSeq, a predicted model, not a curated record
CUCGACAAGUCAAAAAGGAUCCUCACUAAACAUAUCAGGAAAACUGUAAAAAAAUGAUGGAAAAUGAAAAGGAUGGAGAUGCAUGGAUAGCUACAAACCACCCAAGAGAACUCACAGAAAAUGAGAAACAAAGGCUUGCUGAAGAUAAGACUUGUGUCUCAGAUUUCAAGCAGAAUAAGCUAGAGAUAGAAGCCAAAAAGAACUGGGAUCUCUUCUACAAGAGGAACUCUACAAAUUUCUUCAAGGAUAGACACUGGACAACCAGAGAGUUUGAGGAAUUGAUGUCAGAGGGUGAAGAAGGAAAGCAAAAAUCACUAUUAGAGGUUGGAUGUGGUGUUGGCAACACAGUUUACCCCCUCAUGAAUGCUAGUCCAGAUAUCUUCAUUCAUUGCUGUGAUUUCUCUCCAAGAGCUGUGCAGUUUGUAAAGGAGCACUCGUCGUUUAACCCAGCUCGUAUCAAUGCAUUCCAGUGUGACGUCACAUGUGAUGAUCUGACCAAACACAUAGCUGCAUCCAGUGUUGACAUGGCAACCAUGUUCUUUGUUCUCUCAGCGAUCCAUCCAGACAAAAUGCUACAGUCAAUUGAAAAUAUACAUAGGGUGAUAUGUCCAGGUGGACUGGUGUUGUUCAGAGACUAUGGACUCUAUGACCAUGCCAUGCUCAGGUUCAGCAAGGGACACAAACUCAGUGAAAACUUCUAUGUUAGGCAGGAUGGGACGAGAGCAUACUACUUUUCUACAGAUUUGCUGUCAGAUCUGUUCAUCAAGGCUGGUUUUGAUGUGGUCAUCAACGAGUAUGUCCACAGAGAGACGGUCAACAAGAAAGAAGGACUCUCUGUACCCAGGGUGUUUGUCCAGAGUAAAUUUGUGAAGAGAACCAUAGAGGAUUCAUGACACUUGUGGAAAGACUUCAAUUCUGAUGUUGCUGUUGGUGGUGAGAAUUAAGGAAUUCUCCUUGCAUCACAAAGAGAGCAGACUAUCACCUAGGUGAUCUGGUAGAAGCUUCACCAUUGGUGAAAGAUGCUUCACACUUGCUAAAGUCGUGGUGUCGUUGCGAUUGCUGAAAAGACGGCCAUUGACAAAUAUGACCGUGAAACACCCAAGAAUUGCAUCCCGUAGCAUGUUUCGCCCUACUGCCUGUUCUUGAUUUCAAGUUGAGAAUCCAACACAGAAAUACUACAGACUGAAUGACUCCCUCUCUCUCAUUACGGAGUUUUCGAUUUUCUGCGACUGCGAUGUAGUGCUAGUUGAUAGGAAGUGAUUUUACCGCUCGUUCGGUAUCACGUUCGUACAUGGAUGAAAAACAGUUUUGAUUUCAGUCGACGUAUCAGGCCACAGCAUAUACCAGCGUGAUAAGUGAGUGGGCCGUGAGCCGAUGCUUGGCCGGAGGAUCAGGGGUAGCAUCACACCACGAACCUGUGGGGCAACUUGAGGGUGCAACAUUUGCACUCUUGCUCUUCGAAUGCUUAAAAACGUUUUUCGUUAUGUGAGAACAUAUACCAAUAUGAAUCUCAGAGUGCGGACAACAAUUAAAAAUAUCAAGAAAAUGGAUCGUUCAAAUUACACAAUUUCACGGAGCUGAUCGCCGCAACCCUGGUAGGGUCAGGUUGCAUGCGCAGAGCUCCGAAAAUACCUUAAUCUCAUAUGUCGUCUUCAUUCUUCGCAGUAAUGGAAAAGUGCCUAUUGACUAUUGUAGUACACCUGCAGGACAGCUUCUGUCACACACAGAAAAAUAAUUAAUUUGAUGCAUCUCAUUCCAGCCUUCAAUGGAGUACCUCUGAAGAUUUGCUUCUUGCACUUGAGAUGCAUGAUAGCACGAUCGAUAUUAGCUGUCUUGGGGUGAGUUUGCUUUGAGGCUAGAUGGGAUGAUGUUGAAGAAUGAGAAAAGUGAAUUCCCUCUGGAAAAUGCUGAACUUUUCUGUAUGGGUUGAGAAAUUUUGUCUAAUAAAUAUAGCCAUAUUUCUAUACGAUGGGAAUUACUUUUUUUUAUAUCUUUUUGUCUCAUUUAAGGGAAGAGAGCAAAGUUUGUGAGAAUAUCUGUGGAACAUAUCUCAAUGCAUCUUGUCAUUUAUUUUCAUUGAUAACUGUUACAAGCUUCUGAAAUCCUUUCAUCAGAUUGGCCGAUAGCAAGUCACUCCAUGAAAUGCUCCCCUUCUGUUUAUAUGAAUCUUAGUGAAUCUGUAUUUUAUUGUGUGAAAGGAUUGAUUAUACCACCUAAGAAAGGUCUAGUAAAACAC